ACCCACUGGCACUUGGGAAAUUCAGCGUUCCUCUUGAUACUCUUUCAGGCCAGCUUUGCUCUUGUAAUAUUUUUCUGCAAAGUAGACGCUUGAAGCAUUCUACUGACGAGGCAUAAACGGCGCUCGCUUUAACGUGCAAAACUCUUCGUUCUUGCAUCCACAUUCUUUCCAUCAUGAGUGCUCGAGGUGGUCGGCAAUCGAUGUCUGAGCUCCGUUAUCGACGUCUUCUGGAGCAUAACCAGCGUUUGAGGGAGGAUUUGGCGAGGCCUAGAAUACGAGUGAGCGAGGCUAGUGCUAGUCUGAUACGUUAUUGCAAAACCACACGAGAUCACCUCGUUCCAUCUGUUUGGGGACCAGUAGGAAGAAGCGAAGACCCUUAUGCCCCACAAGGUACCAAAGGCCCCAACUGCUGUGUAAUACAAUAGUGGCUUGGUCGGGCAUUCUGUUGUUGUGUCGUCUGUCAGUAGAGUAUUUUUGUGCGCGGAAUGCUACAGUUCACCCAGUCAUAUUUGCGGGAUGACUUGUGUAUACCACCACCGUGUAACAUGCUUUCUUUCACCUUUUGGUUUUCAGCCAUUCAACUGCUUUUUAAACUUUUUUUCCUCCAUUUACUUUUGUACUUAUUAAGUGCCAUAUGCUUUCCCAUGUUACAUCCAUCGUUGUGACAGGCUAACAGCUACUAUAUCUUCUUGUUGUUAUAUGAGUUUGCUUAUUACUCGUUAAUGUUAUCAUUAUACUGGUAAUGGGUGUGUGUAUGGCAUUGGUGGUGAGCGCAGAUGGCACAGCUGCGCAAAGGUACAAAUCGGCAUUGACGCCUUAAAUCGUUUCCAGGAACUUCCUGAUACCUGCCUCGUUUAGAGCGCCAAUGAACUGAUUAGCAGAUUGUCCAUCUUUGAAAGCUAUGACCGUAGGCAAUGAGCGUAUCUUGUAUCUUUCCACCAGAUCGAAUUCUUCGUCGGUGUUGACUGUAACCAAAUCUAAUGAUUUUCCGCUGCCAGUUUUGACCUUGGCAUCGCUGGCGAGCCUUUCCAGUAUGGGUGAUAUCAUUUUACAAGGCUGACACCAGCUGUUAAGAGUAAAGUGCGUUAAAACAAUUCGGAACACGUGGAAUGAAAAAUAUCCACUCGGCAUAAAAGUCUACUAGGACAACUUUAUCAUUCGUGGCGCCAUUCUGCACGACCGAUUCGAAUGUCUGUAGUUAAUAUACUUUUUGUUACAAUCAGAACCGCAAGGAUUUACAAGGGAAAAGCACUUUACCUCUUUAUUGGCAUUGUGAUACUGCUCUUGUCGCGGCAAUGUUGAGUGAAGGCUUCUUGUAAAGGAGUGUUGGAUCUGGACACCAUAGGACAACCGGGCACUUCUUUGUAGUUUAGCGAUGGAGUUUCUUAACAUUUUCAAGCAAUACAAAAGCUGUAACCAACCCAGUCC
Serpula lacrymans var. lacrymans S7.9 is the source of this 1428-nucleotide messenger RNA. RefSeq lists its product as uncharacterized. The coding region runs from base 174 to 425 and encodes 83 amino acids. Lineage: Eukaryota; Fungi; Basidiomycota; Agaricomycetes; Boletales; Serpulaceae. Gene Ontology annotation, biological process: G protein-coupled receptor signaling pathway. The transcript is spliced from 5 exons. Gene Ontology annotation, molecular function: G-protein beta-subunit binding. Gene Ontology annotation, cellular component: heterotrimeric G-protein complex. The record is from RefSeq and is a predicted model, not a curated record.